Molecule: messenger RNA, 2350 nt
Organism: Zophobas morio
Lineage: Eukaryota; Metazoa; Arthropoda; Insecta; Coleoptera; Tenebrionidae
Product: dynein axonemal intermediate chain 4-like
Exons: 3
Coding region: 49-2298 (749 amino acids)
Biological process (GO): cilium movement
Cellular component (GO): axonemal dynein complex
Molecular function (GO): dynein light chain binding; dynein heavy chain binding
Source: RefSeq, a predicted model, not a curated record
CCUGUCAAACCCGACACUCCCUGUCAAAAACCUUUUCCCCGCCCCAAAAUGUCCAGUCUCGAGCAUUCCAAGCGCUCCGCGACCAAAUCCGUCGUUUCCUACGAAGGCCCCCCAAUCAUCCGCAAGUCCCUCCGCCCCAGAGACGCCCCCAAACAAAAAUCCGUCCCGCCCCCCAGACAAGUCAUCAUAACCGUCGACGGAAAAGACGUCACCCCCAUGCCGCUCAACCCCUACCUGUUCGAAGGCGGCCGCGAGCGCCAAAUCAGCAUCCUCGACAACCUCACCAAAGACCAAAGCUUCAUGCUCCAACCCCACCACUCCUCCCUCGGGCGCGUGGACUCCCAGAAAUUCCAGACCAACCUCCUUCUCCAAAAACAGGAAGUGGAAUCCGCCGCCUUCACCCACCGCAGCAUCGUCACCUCGGCGUACUUCGGCGACGACAUCGUCAUCCCGGCCUUCGGCAGCGUCGUGUCGUACUCGGACGACACGAGCGUCGACGUGGAGGAGGCCGAAGCCUUCCACGAACCGGCGAUUCCGGACCACAUCAGCUUGGUCCUGAAGGAGACGGACACGUUUUUUCUGCUGGAUUUGCCGAGUUGUAGCGUGUCCAAGGACAGCGAGCAGGCGGAGGCGGUGGAGGAGGACAACAGGGACUACGAGUACUUGACGAAGGGGAAAGGGCGCAACCGGAAGGUCUUGACUGUGGGGGUGCAGACGGUGGAGGUGUUGAGGAAAGCGCGAGAUACCGAAACCACGAAGAAGAGGUCCAGGAACACAGGGACGUAUGUUUCUGGAUGGGAGAUGUACGACACGUUCCAGACCGUGGAGGUGCCUAGUUCGGACGAAGAAAGAAGCGACGUGUCCUUCAGUGAAGAGGAAAAACUGGAUUUCGGCAUGCAGGACCACAAGCUAAACGAAGAAUCGUCGAUGGAGAGCUACAGGAUGUCGACGGAGGACAAGCAGUUGAACAAAAUCGUGAAGAGUCGGGCGUUUCGGGACGCCUUAAUAGUCAUCGAGAGAAUCCUGGGCAACAAUUGUUACAACGAAGAACAGAAAAGGUUCAAAGGUUUGUCCGACCCAGAUGUGUUUCGCGAAGACAUAGAGUACAAGUACAAGUUGCGCCUUUUGUGGACGUACGCCAAUGACAACACGGAGGGUAAAUGCGUGACUGCGGUGGCUUUGAACUCUUUCAACGAGGAUAUAGUGGCAGUGGCGUACGGGAAGUAUUUUUAUAAUGAUCGGCAGUGUGUGGGGAUGGUGAUGAUUUGGAAUAUCAAGAAUCCGCGUCAGCCGGAGCGACAGUACGAUUUUGUGGUCCCGGUGACGUCGAUUGCGUUCUCGAAUGUCAAUCCGAAUUUGCUGGCGAUUGGGUUUUAUAAUGGGCAUCUCAAAAUCCUCGAUAUUUCCAGCCCGGAGAUUAACGUUAUUCGCGAAGAUACUACUUUUUUUGAACCCGUAUGGAAUAUUCUGUGGUUCAAACAGGGCGACGAGGAAGAUCUGAUGGCCAGUUUCGGCGAUGGGCGGGUGUGUAGGUACCAAAUCACCAGCGCCGAGUACCUCAAGCGCACCCAAAUCAUGGUAACCGCCGCCGCAGAAGGCAAGCUCAAAGGCAUCAAAUACCUAAAAAAAUGCGAAGGCAAAGACAUCUCCAUCACCGGCUUCGACCAAGCCAGAUGCUUAGCCCUCCACCCCACCGACCCCUCCACCUACUUCGUGGGCACCGACGAAGGAGUGGUCCACCGCUGCUCCACCAACUACUACAACGAGCACAUGGACCUGUUCAAAGCCCACGACGGCGCCAUCCACACCAUCCGCUUCUCGCCCUUCGCCAACAAGCUCUACCUCACCUGCGGAGACGACUUCAGAGCGCGGCUCUGGGUCGAUGGCAUUUCAGAGCCUCUGGUGACGACCACACGGUCGUUAUUGCCGGCCCUGGACGUGGACUGGAGCCCCGAGAACCCCACGGUGAUUGCCACCAUCCGUGGGACCGACAUUCUGGUCUGGGAUUUACAAAGGAAAAUGUACCAGUCGCAGUCGGUGCAGAAGUCUCCAAAGGGGGUGUUUAAUACCGUGUGCAGGUUUACGACAAAUGGGCGAUGUUUGAUGGUGGGGGACAUGGGCGGGAACGUUUAUGUUUAUUCGUUGGAGGAUAUGCCCAUACGGCCGUUUUUCCCGGAGAAUCUGAUUUUGCAGUCUUUAAAGAGACUGCUGGUUACUAGGCCCGAUUUGUUGAAGAAACUGCGGAAGUUGGGGUCGCUGAAUUUCGACAAACAGAACUUUUCCAAGUACUUUAAUUAAUGGUAAUUUAAGGUUAGUUAGCUGAUUUUAAUAAAAUUGAAUAGACAUGUUA